Cladophialophora yegresii CBS 114405 is the source of this 1707-nucleotide messenger RNA. RefSeq lists its product as uncharacterized. The record is from RefSeq and is a predicted model, not a curated record. Bases 1 to 1707 code for a protein of 568 amino acids. The transcript has 5 exons. NCBI's taxonomy places the organism in Eukaryota, Fungi, Ascomycota, Eurotiomycetes, Chaetothyriales, Herpotrichiellaceae. Gene Ontology annotation, molecular function: CoA-ligase activity.
AUGUUGUUCGAGGGUGGCAGGCUCGAUACACCUGUUCCCACCGACGCCUCUAUCUGGAACUGGCUCUUUGACAACGCCGCUCCUCACUGCAAGUCCAAUCGACAGCAGACUGGCGGUUUUCGCGACGCACAGACCGACGAGUUCAUCUCCUAUGCAUCUUUGAGGUCGUUGGCGACGUACUUGUCCACAUCGCUAGCCUUGAGAUAUGGCAUCAAGCCCGGCAGCCAUGUCACAAUCUUCUGCAGCAACAGUAUCUGGUACCCGGUACUGACGUUCUCGACCGUUCGGCUCGGAGCCAUUGUGACCGGAUCAUCGCCUGAAUACGGCGUUGAGGAGAUGACUUACAUCCUCAAAGCCAGUGAAAGCGAGCUUGUCUACGCCGAUCAGGGAUCGUGGGACACGGUCUGCAAAGCGGCCGCCAACCUCGGCCUUCGCGAGGACAGGGUGAUCCUGAUGCGCAGUGAAGCCGACGUACGCGGGCAGCCGGGAAAAGUCUCCAUUCAAGAUUUGAUCACCGAGGCCAAAAGCCGCGGCGAGAAUGGGCAAGUCGAGGCUUGGACCAUCGCGAAGGGCCGAUCAAAUAGAGAGUUUCCCAGUUUCUUGUCUUUUACCAGUGGGACCACCAGUCUGCCAAAGGGCGUCAUGAUAUCCCAUCAUAACGUCAUUGCGCAACUGAUGCAGAUGCGGUCUUUGACAACCGAAAUCUGCCCGAAAUCACUGCUAGGAGUGUUACCACUCUAUCACAUUACCGGGAUUGUUCAGAUCCUCCAGCUCCCGCUGGUUCUGAACCAGCAGGUCGUUAUGAUGCCCAAAUUCAACAUGCAGCAGAUGCUCGACGUCAUCUACAAGUAUAAAUGCGAUGAAUUGUGGCUUGUUCCGCCGCUACUCAUCCGCCUCGUCAACGAUCCGGUAGCUGCCAAAUAUGACCUCCCGUUUGUGCAACAGUUUAACACCGGUGCAGCACCCCUCGCCAGAGAGAUCAUUGAGAAGUUGGUCAAGCGAUUCCGUCAUAUUCGGAUCCGGCAGGCCUGGGGCAUGACAGAGAGCACUUCCGCGAUAACCCUCACGCCGCCCUCUGAUCAGACGUACGAAAAUGCCCACACGGUGGGAAAGGUAGUGCCGGAGACGGUGGUCAAGAUCAUCGAUCCGGAGUGCGAUGGCGAGGGCGAGAUUGUGCUGGGGGUCGGCCAGAGUGGCGAAGUCCUUGCCAAGGGUCCCCAGAUCACCAUGGGAUACUACAACCGGCCGGAAGCAACGGCGGAGGCCUACGACUCGAGCGGGUUUCUGCAUACCGGUGACAUCGGGUACAUGCGGGAAGAUGGCUUCUUGAUCAUCCAUGAUCGACUGAAGGAGAUGAUUAAGGUCAAAGGCGUGGGUAUUGCCCCGGCAGAACUCGAAGACCUGCUCUUGGGCCAUCCUCUGGUAAGCGAUGCCGGCGUGAUUGGCAUCCCUGAUUCCUAUGCCGGCGAGGUCCCCAAGGCAUUCGUCACUCUCGUUGACCCGACGAAAGCCAAUCAAGAAACACUCAAAAUGUUGAUCGACUUCGUGAAGCAAAAGAAAUCUCGGCCGAAAUGGUUGGCUGGCGGCAUCGAGUUUGUGGAUGCGGUGCCCAAGAGUGCGAGCGGCAAGGUGCUGAGGCGGGUACUGAAGGAAUUAGAGAAGGAACGGGCGGCACAGAGGACAAAGAGUCAAGGCGCAAAGCUGUAA